UAAAAUAUUAUAUUCUCUCCCAAACAAGAACUAAAAGUCUAAAAUAAUAAUUGUAUGCAAAUACACACUUUAAUUAAUACCUAACCGGUCACCACCACCACUCACCACCACCGAUCACCAUGGCCGGCGUCUCCAUCGCCGCCGAGUGGCAACUCCUCGGCGACAAGUACUACCGCAAGCCCGAAAUCUACCAAUUACGCUGGAAAAACAUCGAUCUCGCCCGCAACAAGGUCGCCUGCGCCCCAUUUGGCGGUCCAAUCGCCCUCAUUCGCGACGACUCCAAAAUCGUCCAACUUUACGCCGAAUCCGCCCUCCGUAAACUCCGCAUCUUCACCUCCUCCGGCCACCAGAUCUCCGAAACCAUCUGGCGGAACCCCGGCGGCCGGUUAAUCGGCCUCUCAUGGACCGAUAAUCAAACCCUAAUCUGCAUCACACAAGACGGCACCGUUUACAGGUACGACAUUCAUUGUAAACUAAUCGAACCUAAUGUUAGUCUAGGGCACGAGUGUUUUGAACAUAGUGUUGUUGAGUGUGUGUUUUGGGGGAAUGGAGUUGUGUGUAUGAAUGAGGCGUUUCAGUUGUUUUGUGUGAGUGAUUUGGGGAACCCGAAAGUUAGUAAGUUAGCGGAUACCGGGCUUGAGGAGUUUCCGGUGUGUAUGGCGGUUAUUGAGCCGCAGUAUACGAUGUCGGGGAAUGUUGAGGUGUUGUUAGCGGUUGGGGAUCAUGUGUUGUUGGUUGAGGAAGAUGGGGUGCAGACGGUUGGUGAAGGGUUGGGACCGUUGCAGAAGAUGGUUGUUUCGCAUAACGGGAAGUUGAUGGCGUCGUUUACUCAUGACGGGCAGCUUCUUGUCAUGCCUACGGAUUUUUCCAGCAUUAUUUUCGAGUACGCUUGUGAGUCUGCACUUGCUCCGGAGCAACUUGUUUGGUGUGGGAUGGACAGUGUGUUACUGUACUGGGAUGAUAUGCUUCUGAUGGUGGGCCCAUAUGGAGAUCCGGUUCGUUAUCUUUAUGACGACCCGAUUAUCCUUAUCCCGGAGUGUGAUGGAGCGAGGAUAUUGUCCAACUCGAACAUGGAGUUUCUACAACGGGUCCCGUCUUCUACCGAGUCGAUCUUUAAGAUUGGGAGCACAGAACCAGCAGCUUUGUUGUAUGAUGCUUUGGAUCAUUUCGACCGACGAAGUGCAAAGGCUGAUGAAAAUUUGAGAUUGAUACGCUCAUCACUGCCUGAAGCUGUUGAAGCCUGUGUUGAUGCUGCAGGUCACGAGUUUGAUCCUUCGCUGCAACAGACGUUACUUAGAGCUGCGAGCUAUGGCCAAGCGUUUUGUAGCCAAUUUCAGCGUGAAAGCAUUCAGGAAAUGAGUAAAACACUACGGGUUUUAAACGCUGUUCGCAGCCCAGAGAUUGGUAUUCCACUCAGUAUACAUCAAUACAAGUUGCUCACGCCGUCAGUUUUGAUCGGCCGAUUGGUUAAUGCCCACCAACAUCUGUUAGCACUCCGGAUAUCAGAUUACCUUGGAAUGAAUCAAGAAGUGGUUAUCAUGCACUGGGCUUGUGCAAAGUUAUCAGUAUCAUCGGCGAUUCCUGAUGCUACUCUUCUUGAAAUUUUACUAGAUAAGUUAAAGUUGUCUAGAAGCAUUUCGUAUGCUGCAGUUGCUGCUCAUGCAGAUCAGAUUGGUCGCCGGAAAUUAGCAGCUAUGUUAGUCGAACAUGAGCCUCUUUCCUCAAAGCAGGUUCCUCUGUUACUCGGUAUAGGGGAAGAAGAUACAGCCUUAUCAAAGGCAACCGAAAGUGGUGAUACCGAUCUUGUCUAUCUUGUUCUGUUUCACAUAUGGCAGAAGAGGCCAGCACUGGAGUUAUUUGGAAUGAUACAAGCUAGACCUCUUGCGCGCGACUUAUUUAUAUGUUAUGCACGAUGCUAUAAGCAUGAGUUCUUGAAGGAUUUCUUUCUUUCUACCGGUCAGCUUCAUGAUGUUGCUUUCUUAUUAUGGAAAGAAUCAUGGGAAACAGCGAAGAAUCCAAUGGCGAGUAGAGGAUCUCCACUUCAUGGUCCACGAGUAAAACUCAUCGAGAAAGCUCAAAAUCUUUUUGCGGAAACCAAGGAACAUGUUUUUGAGUCAAAGGCUGCUGAAGAGCAUGCAAAAUUACUAAAAUUGCAGCAUGAGCUGGAAGUAAGUACAAAGCAACCUAUAUUUGUCGAUUCAAGUAUUAGUGAUACAAUUCGGACAUGCAUAGUAUUGGGCAAUCAUCGGGCUGCUCUAAAAGUUAAAACCGAAUUUAAGGUUUCGGAGAAACGAUGGUAUUGGCUCAAAGUUUUCGCGUUGGUAACAAUAAGGGACUGGGAUGCGUUGGAGAAGUUUUCUAAGGAGAAACGGCCUCCAACUGGUUUUAAGCCAUUUGUGGAGGCUUGCAUUGAUGCUGAUGAAAAAAGUGAAGCCGUUAAGUAUAUUUCAAAGCUUGCAGAUCCUCGUGAGAAAGCAGAGGCGUAUGCACGAAUAGGCAUGGCAAAAGAAGCAGCUGAAGCUGCGUCACAGAGUAAAGAUGGCGAGUUGUUGGAGCGCCUUAAAAACACUUUACAACAGAAUACAACUGCUUCUUCGAUUUUUGAUACUCUCAGGGACCGACUCUCAUUCCCAGGCGUUUCGUAGUCUUCAUGACGUGUGCACGUGCGUUUUGAUCUUUAUUUGCGGGUAAUUAAAUUGUCAAUAAAAAUUAGUCUGUGUGUAAAAGUGUGUUGUAAUAACAAAUUUAUCGAUUCUGGAAAUUUUCUGCUUCUUAAUCGGGUGUGUGUGUGUUAAUUUAUGUUUUUGGCUUGUAAGUCGUUCAAUAGAAGGAAAACGUUUUGGAUUUCGGUUUUAGUUUCUUGUUCAUAAAUUUGAAUUUGUGAAAAGUUUGUAUCGAUGAAGUUGAUGUUGAAUUUGAUCCUUGUUGCAUUGUGUUUUUA
This is a messenger RNA of Helianthus annuus (common sunflower), 2941 nucleotides long. Its product is annotated as protein VACUOLELESS1. Gene Ontology annotation, molecular function: actin binding. The transcript has 15 exons. Lineage: Eukaryota; Viridiplantae; Streptophyta; Magnoliopsida; Asterales; Asteraceae. The record is from RefSeq and is a predicted model, not a curated record. Bases 120 to 2645 code for a protein of 841 amino acids. Gene Ontology annotation, biological process: vacuole fusion, non-autophagic; intracellular protein transport; endosomal transport. Gene Ontology annotation, cellular component: HOPS complex; lysosomal membrane; endosome.